AUUUCCGCUUCCUUUGUGUCGACUCGAUUCUCUUGAAUUUAGUUUAUUUGUAUAGUUUGUUGUAUUCUGCGAUUAGCAACACAAAGCAAGGAUUCAGUAUCAGUGCUAGCUGUAUAGAUACUAGUACUGCAACUUUGAAGGCAUGUCAGAUGUUUACUGAGCACAGAGUAGACUCUAGUCUGGAAAACGUCAGCUGAAGACCUGCAUCUGGAAACCAACAUGUCGCUCAGGGAUAAAGGGUGUUUCCAAUGUGAAGUCUGUUCAAAGAGUUGUAAAGGCAAGUCUCUUCUAGAAAAACACAUGCAUGUUCAUACUAGUGAAAGACCUUUCAGGUGUGGAAUGUGCUUAAAGGAUUUCUCAGCCAAGCCUGACAUUAAAAGACACAUGCAGAUUCACACUGGAGGAAAACCUUUCAAAUGUGAAGUGUGCACAAAAUGUUUUAGGCGGAGUUCCCACUUGAAAGUACAUAUGCUGAUUCAUACUGGUGAGAGGCCAUUCAAAUGUGAAAUGUGCACAUGUUUUGUACACAGUUCCAGCUUAAAGAAACAUAUGUUGAUUCAUACUGGGGAGAAACCGUUCAAAUGUGAAGUGUGCACAACAUGUUUUGUACACCGUUCCAGCUUAAAGAAACAUAUGUUGAUUCAUACUGGGGAGAAACCUUUCAAAUGUGAAGUGUGCACAAAAUGUUUCAAGCGUUGUUCCCACUUAAAUCUACAUAUGUUGAUUCAUACAGGCAUGACACUUUUCAGAUGUGAGGUCUGUUCCAAAUGUUUUUCACAUAGUUUCGACUUAAAGAAGCAUAUGUCGAUUCAUACUGGUGUGAAACCUUUCAAAUGUGAAGUGUGCACAAAAUGUUUUACAAAGAGUUCCAGCUUAAAGCAGCAUAUGUUGAUUCAUACUGGGGUGAAACGUUUCAAAUGUGAAGUGUGCGCAAUAUGCUUUGCACAGAAUGUCAGCUUAAAACAACAUAUGUUGAUUCAUACUGGCGAGAAACCUUUCAAAUGUGAAAUGUGCACAAAAUGUUUUGCACACAGUAUCAGCUUAAAGAAGCAUAUGUGGAUUCAUACUGGGUAUAAACCUUUCAAAUGUGAAGGAUGCACAAAAUGUUUUACACAGAGUUCCAGCUUAAAGCAGCAUAUGUUGAUUCAUACUGGGGAGAAACCUUUCAAAUGUGAAGUGUGCACAACAUGUUUUACACAGAGUUCCAGCUUAAAGAAGCAUAUGUCGAUUCAUACUGGGGAGAAACCUUUCAAAUGUGAAGUAUGCACAAAAUGUUUUACACAGAGUUCCUACUUAAAGAAGCAUAUGUUGAUUCAUACUGGGGAGAAACCUUUCAAGUGUGAAGUGUGCACAACAUGUUUUACACAGAGUUGCAGCUUAAAGAAGCAUAUGUCGAUUCAUACUGGGGAGAAACCUUUCAAAUGUGAAGUAUGCACAAAAUGUUUUACACAUAGUUCCUACUUAAAGAAGCAUAUGUUGAUUCAUACCAGUGAGAAACCUCUCAAAUGUGAAGUGUGCACAACAUGUUUUGCACAGAGUUCCAGCUUAAGACGAUAUAUGUCGAUUCAUACUGGUGAGAAACCUCUCAAAUGUGAAGUGUGCACAAGAUGUUUUAUAUAAAGUUCCAGCUUAAGACGACAUAUGCUCAUUCAUACUGGUGAGAAACCUUUCAAAUGUGAAGUGUGCACAAAAUGUUUUACACAGAGUUCCAGCUUAAGACGAUAUAUGUUGAUUCAUACUGGUGAGAAACCUUUCAAAUGUGAAGUGUGCACAAAAUAUUUUACACAGAGUUCCAGCUUAAGACGACGUAUGUUGAUUCAUACAUGGAAGAACUGAACUGAAGAUGUAGAUUGAGUGACAUGUUUCUAGACAAAACAAGUGCGUAUCCAUCUGUGAUGAGGAUUUAGUGACUGAUGAGAAAGAAGUAGACAAGUAGUAAUUCAGCCUUUAAUUAUUUAUUUGUUCAUUUUCUUAGUUGACUAGAAAUAUAUAUAUUAACUGUAUAGUAAGUCUUUAUGCCAGAAUUAACAAAUGAUUGACCUCAAGUAGCCGAUGAUAAAUAAUGUUAGAAAGUAUAAGUGUGUAUUUUCAUGUAUCAGUUUUAAGGUAUUAUAGAUUUUAAAAAAUGCUUCAUUAUAUCAUAACUGUGUAUUACUUUACUGUUCUGAUUUAACAAUACUACUACAACUUUUGAUUGUUAACUUGUUUUAUUAGGUAAUUGAUAACCUAAUAAUCAAAAUGAUCCACUCACCAGAUUGUAUCAACCAGUACAACUAAUAUCACAAGCAUUUGAUAAUAA
Messenger RNA from Gigantopelta aegis, 2299 nucleotides. RefSeq names its product zinc finger protein 99-like. Gene Ontology annotation, cellular component: nucleus. Bases 220 to 1620 code for a protein of 466 amino acids. NCBI's taxonomy places the organism in Eukaryota, Metazoa, Mollusca, Gastropoda, Neomphalida, Peltospiridae. The transcript has 2 exons. The record is from RefSeq and is a predicted model, not a curated record.